Aspergillus brunneoviolaceus CBS 621.78 is the source of this 339-nucleotide messenger RNA. RefSeq lists its product as uncharacterized. The annotation marks the transcript as partial. NCBI's taxonomy places the organism in Eukaryota, Fungi, Ascomycota, Eurotiomycetes, Eurotiales, Aspergillaceae. The transcript has a single exon. The record is from RefSeq and is a predicted model, not a curated record. Gene Ontology annotation, molecular function: protein binding.
GAGCUGGUGAAGCAAAUCCUCCUCCAAAUGGAUAUGCAGACUUUACUCGUCACAACACGAGUAUGCUACCUCUGGCACGACCUGAUCAACAAAUCGCGAGCCAUCCAAACCGCAUUGUUCUUCCAGCCGGCCGAAAACACCCCCAGAGGCGAGCCACGCACCGCCAACCCGCUUAUCAUCGAGAAAAUCUGGCCCGAAUACUUCAGUCGAUGCUCGGGUCCCUUUCAUAAGGAAUAUUACGAACGCCCCGAGGCCAGUUGGAGAAGGAUGCUCCUCCAUCAGCCUCCAACGACGAAACUGUGCUUUCUGGACUACGCGAGAGACCUGGCCUGCCCCAUC